Molecule: messenger RNA, 2567 nt
Organism: Petromyzon marinus (sea lamprey)
Lineage: Eukaryota; Metazoa; Chordata; Hyperoartia; Petromyzontiformes; Petromyzontidae
Source: RefSeq, a predicted model, not a curated record
CAUACAUACUGACCCACUCACUCACCCAUUCACCCAACCACUCACCCACUCGUCCACACACUAUCCCACUCGCAUACCUACAGACCUACGAUUAGCAUACAUACAACCACCAUCCACCCAGAAUAAAACGGUGUCGUAGGAAAAAAUAACCAAAAAAAUAUUUCACGGAUAAACAGAGGUCGCAUGAAGCCAGUAGUUAAAUAUUAGUUGAUAAAGGUUGAAAACGAUUACAGACUUUGAAGCUUAAACAAACAGGCAUCGCAAGAAAAAAAUGGAAAAAGACACAGAUGGGGAAAAAAAUAAAGUUAAUCUUUACAUCAGAAUGUCUGUACAAGGUGCGGUUCCACUGUGUGCAAUGCACACAGCCUGACCCGAGCCGGUCAAUCAGCCUGUGGGACAAACCAUUAUCGCUGUGUGCCUGGCUGCUGCUGCUGGGUUUUGGUUGUACAAAUAUUAUAUCACUUGAGACCAGUCAAAGCUAUGUAUGUAUGUUGAACUUCUUCCACACCGUACGUAGCCAACCGUGCUAAUCGGAAGUACAGGGGAAGGACAAACUAAAUACAAAUCAGUUUUAGCUAAUACAGUGCUUGACUGUAACGCCACGUCUACACAGGUGAGCACGGCCGCCGUGUGGAACAUUCCAGGGCGUGUCUCGAGGUAUUUAUAACUUAACUGCAGGUGAAGUCAAGUUCAUUUCCUUGCUCGUCUCCGCUGUGUGAGCUGCUCACACAGCGUCUCCUGAACAGAACACACCUCGUCAAUGGUCAUCAACAUCUCACAAUAUUAUAAACAUGAAGUAUUUUUGUUGAAAUAUAUUCUCUGAGUCACAGUGAGGAACUAUUUUGGGUGCAUCCUCGGGUCAUGGCGAGCACAGCUCCCGCUGAGAACGUGGACCGUGAGUUGACCUGCUCCAUCUGCCUGGACACGUUUGACUGCCCCUCCACGCUCAGCUGCGGCCACUCGUUCUGCCUCCAGUGCCUGGAGGACGCCUGGAAGGAGGCAGACUCCUACUGCUGCCCACAGUGCCGCAAGACCUUCCCUCGACGACCCCAGCUGACCAGGAACGUGACGAUCGCUAAUCUCAUAGAGCAGCUGCGAGUGACUGAGACCAUGGUUGCUGCUGCUUCUGAUGGUGUUGUUUUCUGUGAUCACUGUUCAGAAGGAAAGACGCCUGCAGUGAAGACCUGCCUCAGGUGGGAGAUGUCCUUCUGCACAGAGCACCUCGUGCCUCACCUGGAGGAGACGAAGUUGAAGGACCACGUCCUGGUUUCACCAGAUGUAAACCCUGAAGAACGCAAGUGCAAGAGGCACAAAGAGGAGCUCAAGUUCUACUGCCAGCAAGACCACAGCCUCGUGUGCAGGGACUGCACCAUCGCAGGAGACCACACGGGUCAUAAGUUCAUCACACUGGAGGAUGAGCAUCAGACACGGAAGAAUGGAGUCGUUACGGAGACGCGAGCGGUGGAGGAGAAGAGGAGGGAGGCGGAGGCAUCCGUGGGACGGAUGAAGGCCACUCGCAAGGCCGUGCAGGAUUCCAUGGUCCAGACCAAGGCUCGCAUCUCAGGCGAGUUCACCCGCAUGAGGGUGAGGCUGGAUGAGGACGAGAGGGCAGCUCUGGACCGCGUGGACGUGAAGGGGCGUGCGCUGCUGUCCCAGAUCGAGGAGAACAUCGCUCAUUAUGAGCGCGAGAUCAGCGAGCUCCAGGCAGCAGCCACGUGCCUGCGUACUCUGCAGAAGGAGAGGGACUCGCUCACGUUCCUGCAGAUUCACCUGAAGGAGACCAACCGGAGAGACACUCAGAAAGGAUCUCCACCCUCAUCUCCCAGUGAAGAAGACAUCGCCUCGAUUAGCGCCCUGCAGAAAGCUGUGGUGAACCUGCUGGCAUUCAUGUACGGACGCUCACCGACUCUGGACCCAAACUCGGCCUACAACAAACUCCAGAUUUCUUCGGACCUCAGGACGGUGACGUGGACCGCUGUCUACCAGGGUCGCCCCGAUCACCCACACCGCUUUGAUUACUGGGACCAAGCCCUGUGCUCAGAGAGCUUCUCGUCGGGUCAGCACUACUGGGAGGUGGACGUGGGGGGUGCGGCGGGGGGCUGUGAGGUUGGAGUCACGUACGGGACGAUCGCACGGAAAGGGCGUGGUGACGAGUGCAGCCUGGGAAGGAACGACUCAUCCUGGGUGUUAUAUAAAGAUAACAACAGCUGCUCAGUGUGGCAUGGUGGUGUAAAGACCUCAGUGCCGGUGAGGGAUCCUCCCCGGAGAGUCGGGUGUCACCUGCACUGGGAGGCGGGGCUGCUGUCGUUUUACCGCGCCGACUCCAUGGAGCUGCUGCACUGCAUUCACCACGCGUUUAGUCAACCGCUCUACCCCGCACUGAGUGUGUGGAGUGGUAACUCAGUGAGGAUUCUGGAUCUGAGUCGUGCGUCCUGAGAGCACGGAGUGUGAGCAGCGCAGAGAAACGGGCACAACGCACAGACUCACGCACACAAAGACAGAUCCCCCGUGCAGCCUAAACAGACUGUUGGGGCAAGGGCUGUUAGCAAACGCCUCAGAAGGCUGAC